AGGCAGCCUGCCGUACCUUGGUGGCGGUGGAUUAAUGUUGGGACGGAGUCCGUGUGGAGUUACGGGUGAAAGACUGGGAGAACUUUUUUGACUGAAAUCGCGCCACUUUUACACCCAUGACAUUUACCAGGGGCUCUAUAGAGAGGAUUCCAGGAAUCUCACCAUGUUCAAGGCGGUGCUGAAGAAGAACAGAGAUGGAGGGAAGGGAAGCAAGAAGGAUUCAGGUGAUAUUUACAGCCAGUGUGCCCAAAGAAGAUUUCCAGCAGAGGGGAAUCCCCAGCCUCAGGGGCCUGGCGGUGGUCACCUUCAUGGACAUGGACUGAGCCUGGCUAAAGGAGUGUCCACCUCUCUUCCCUCCUCACCUCUGCUGCCGCGCCAGUCCUACAUGAUGCCCUUACGCCCCAACAAGAGAUCACCAGGUCCAAUCAGGAAGCCCAAAUAUGUAGAGAGUCCUCGCGUCCCUUCUGAUGCCAUCGUGUCAGCACUGAGGAAGGUGGCUGAUAAAAAGGACUCCACGCACAAUGAGCUGCAAGCAGAGAAACAGCCAGGCUCCUCCUCCCCUGCCAAUCAGGAACUGAUGACAAGGCUGGGCUUUUUACUGGGAGAAGGGAUCCCGGGUACGGCGCGCAUACCUAUGGACGAGAAGAAUGAAAAGAAGUGCUCUCUGACUAGCCAGGGCAUCAGCCCCUGCUCCACGCUGACCAGCAGCACCGCGUCUCCCAGCACCGACAGCCCGUGCUCCACCCUCAACAGCACCACCGGCCGACCCCCGCUCAGCCACUCCAGCCCCUGUGGGACCAUCACCAGCCCCAGUUCGACGCUCGAGAGCAAGGACAGCGGGAUCAUAGCCACCAUCACUAGUUCUUCAGAGAACGAUGACCGCAGCGGCUCCAGCCUGGAGUGGAGUAAAGAUGGGAGUCUGAGGAGCACCGGGCGCCAUGGCCUGGCACAGGGUGUGCGGGCUGACACCUGCUCUCCCGUGGCCGAAGAAGACUCCGGCAGCGCCACCGUCACGCCAGCCGACACCCCAUCCAAGACGGAGCAGCAGCAGCAGCUCACCGCAUCGCCCCCACAGCCUCCUGGUCACUCACCUGAGGGACCCGUUCCGUAUCCACCACAGACUUCUUCCUCCCUGAUGAUGCCGAGGCCAAACUCAGUAGCAGCAACGAGUUCCACCAAGCUGGAGGACCUGAGCUUUCUUGAUGAACAGCGCAACACCCCCCUGCGGACAUCCAUUCGUUUACCCUGGCACAACACAGGAGGACGGCCACCUCAGGACUCCAAAGCACGUUUUGCUCCUUACAAGCCCGUGGACAUCAUGCUCAAGCCCUUAUUGUUCGAGGUCCCCAGCAUCACCACAGACUCCGUUUUCGUGGGCCGGGAUUGGCUCUUCCAGCAGCUGGAAGACGUCCUGAAGGCCAGCGAGUCCACCGAGAACCACGGCGCUGUGGUGGUGGGCAGUGUGGGAUACGGGAAGACGGCCAUCAUUUCCCGGCUCGUGGCGCUGAGCUGCCACGGAGGACGCAUGCGUCAGAUCGCCUCCAACAGCCCCAGUGCCUCCCCGAAAAGUAGCGCAGGACCAAGCAGUGAGCUUCCUCUCACGCAGCCGCCGCAGCCCACGCCACCCUCCAGCGCCACCAACACGCUGAGGACCAACAGCUGCCCGGGAACCCCGGAGAUGCAGCGGCGCAGGGAGGAGGCCGUCAGACGUCUGGCUGCAAAGGUGGUGGCGUAUCACUACUGCCAGGCAGACAACACCUACACUUGCCUGGUGCCGGAGUUUGUACAUAGCAUUGCAGCCCUGCUGUGCAGAGCACAUCAACUCGGUGCGUAUCGGGAGCUGCUGCUGAAGGAGCCGCACCUCCAGAGCAUGCUCAGCCUGCGCUCCUGCGUCCAAGACCCAAUGGCUGCUUUCCGGAGAGGAGUCCUAGAGCCACUAGCCAACCUCCGAAAAGAGAGGAGAAUCCCCGAGGAGGACCACAUAAUAUUGAUAGACGGACUAAACGAAGCAGAGUUCCAUAAGCCCGACUACGGAGACACCAUCGCUUCCUUCAUCACUAAAAUCAUCGCCAAGUUCCCCUCCUGGCUGAAGCUGGUGAUCACAGUCCGAGUCAACCUGCUGGAGAUCACCAGCCUCCUGCCUUUCUCCAAGAUCUCCCUGGACGACUUCAACGACAACAAAGAGAUAAGCAGCGACCUCAAUGCAUACAUCCAGUACCGAAUCAAUGGCAGCAAGGACAUCAUGAACAAUAUCAGCCUGAACGGCAAGGCCGACCCUCUCACCGUCAGCAAACUCAGCAGCCAUCUGAUCUCGCGCAGCCAGGGCUCCUACCUGUAUCUCAAGCUGACUCUGGAUCUGUUUGAGAGGGGCCACCUGGUGAUCAAAAGUGCCAGCUACAAAGUGGUGCCGGUCUCGCUGGCGGAACUGUACCAGCUGCAGUGCAACAUGAAGUUCAUGACCAACUCGGCCUUCGAGCGCUCGCUGCCCAUCCUGAACGUGGCGCUGGCCUCGCUGCACCCCCUGACCGACGAGCAGCUGUUCCAGGCCAUCAACGCCGGCUUCGUCCGGGGAGAGCUGCAGUGGGAGGACUUCCAGCAGCGCAUGGAGCUGCUGUCGUGCUUUCUGAUCAGGCGGCGGGACAAGACGCGCAUGUUCUGCCACCCUUCCUUCCGAGAGUGGUUAGUGUGGCGGGCUGAUGGAGAGAGUACGGACUUCCUGUGUGACCCCAGGACCGGCCACGCGCUCAUGGCUUUCAUGUUGUCUCGCCAAGAGGGGAAACUGAACCGUCAGCAGACAAUGGAGCUGGGCCAUCACAUCCUCAAAGCACACAUCUUCAAGGGGCUGAGUAAGAGAACAGGUGUGUCAUCCAGUGUACUCCAGGCCCUGUGGAUCAGCUGCAGUGCAGAUGGUCUUUCUGCAGCCUUGGCCUCACUGAGGAACCUCUACACACCCAAUGUCAAGGUGAGCCGUCUGCUGAUGCUGGGAGGAGCCAACGUCAACUACCGCACCGAGGUGCUGAACAACGCGCCGACCCUCUGCGUCCAGUGCCACCUGGGCCACCAGGAGAUCGCGGCGCUGCUGCUGGAGUUCGGCGCCAGCGUGGACGUGGUGUCGGAGAACGGGAUGAGCCCCCUCUGCUACUCAGCCGCCGCCGGACACCUGGGAAUCGUCGUGCUGCUCUGCAAGAGGGGAGCCAAGCUGGAUCACGUGGAUAAGAGCGGCCAGUGUGCUCUGGUCCACGCGGCGCUCCGCGGACACCCAGAGAUCAUCCAGUACCUGCUGGAGCUGGAAUGGAGCGCCGAGGGGCAGCAGCAGGACUGCUCUCUGAAGAACAAAGCCCUGCAGCAGGCUUUGAUUGCAGCCUCCAGCAUGGGACACACACAGGUUGUGAGGGGCUUGCUGGCGUUGAAUAAUGACCAUGCUGUGCAAAUUGAUAGUCAUGACACUCUGUGGGGAGAGACAGCUCUGACGGCUGCAGCCGGACGGGGGAAGAUGGAGGUCUGCAGCUUCCUGUUGGAGCAGCAGGCGGUGGUGCAGCAGGUCAACCGGCGGGGGGUGUCUCCUCUGUUCUGCGCCGUCAGACAGGGACACUGGCAGAUCGCAGAGCUGCUGUUGCAACACGGUGCCGACAUAAACAUCAGUGAUAAGCAGGGCAGGACGUUGCUCAUGGUGGCUGCGUGCGAGGGUCACCUGAGCACUGUGGAGUUCCUGCUUUCCAAAGGUGCCUCUCUGACGUCGAUGGACAAGGAGGGCUUGAUGCCGCUGAGCUGGGCAUGUUUGAAAGGACAUAAGAACGUGGUGCAGUUUUUGGUGGAGAAAGGUGCGGUCAUCGACCACACCGACAAAAACGGAAGAACGCCGCUGGACCUCGCCGCUUUCUACGGAGACGCGGAGAUCGUCCAGUAUUUGGUGGAAAGAGGAGCAGUGAUCGAGCACGUGGACCACAGUGGGAUGAGGCCUCUGGACCGGGCCAUCGGGUGUAAAAACACCUCGGUGGUGGUCACGCUGCUGAAGAAAGGAGCCAAGCUGGGGAACGCCGCCUGGGCCAUGGCCACGUCCAAGCCCGAUAUCCUCAUCAUCCUCCUUCAGAAGCUGAUGGAGGAGGGAAACCUGCUUUACAAGAAAGGGAAGAUGAAAGAAGCGGCCCAGCGGUACCAGUACGCCCUGAGGAAGUUUCCCCGGGAAGGCUUUGGCGACGACCUGAAAGCGUUUAAAGACCUGCGGGUCUCUCUGUACCUCAAUCUCUCCCGCUGUCGCAGAAAAACCAACGAUUUCGGGAUGGCUGAGGAGUUUGCCACAAAAGCACUGGAGCUGAAACCCAAAUCCUACGAGGCCUACUACGCCCGUGCCAGAGCUAAAAGAAGCAGCAGGCAGUUUACAGCGGCCCUGGCUGACCUCCACGAAGCCGCCAAGCUGUGCCCCAAUAACCGGGAAAUCCGGCGUCUGCUGGCUCGAGUGGAGGAGGAGUGCAAACAAAUGCAGCGGGCUCAGACCAAAGGAGGCCUGGCCGGCGCCGGCGCCGCCGCCGCUCCCUGCCAGGCGUCCGGAGGACACGAGUCCGACCAGGAGCAGGACGAAGGGCAGGAGGAGCCGUCGGAGCACAGCCUGGCGCGGAGCGUGGACGGCCAGAGAGACGUCCUGGAGGAGGAGGACGAGGACGAGGAGUCCUCACAGCACGACCGGACGGGCGACGCCUGCUGGUCCCAGAACAGCUACUCCUUCAGCCGGGUCCUCGCCGCCGAUUCGGCGGCCGUCAGCGGCACCGUGGGACAUCAGGGUCUGACCCCGACCUCGCCUCCGGGCCCCGGCAGGCUCCCCCCACACCGGUACCCCCGGGAGCACCGCGAGGCCGUGGCCCAGCAGGCUCUGGUCCUGCAGCCCACCAAGCAGGCCCAGAUCGUCAAGACCAACCAGCACAUGAGCUCCAUGGGGGCCGUGGGGGGCCGCCCGGCGGGCUCCAGGUCUCAGUACGCUCCGUCCAGCCCCCUGCCCAGCCGACACAUGUCCAGCGUGCUGAAGGCAGGCCCCGGCAUCGACAUCAGCCCCCUGCCCCCCCCUGCCGACGAGCCCGUGUACGGGAACCGCGUGCUGCUGGCGGCCGCCUCCGCCGCCAUGGGCCACAGCUGUGACGGCGAGAGCCUCCUCUCCCCCCAGGCCUCCUUCUCAUCCUGCGGCAGCUCCAAGGCUCUGGGGUCCGACCGGCUGUCGGCGCACUCCGCCUCCUCCCUGGACGGCCUGGCCUGCUCCGGUCCGGCGCUGCAGGCGCACCACGCCGACCCCGGGAAAGACGGCGCGGCGGCGGGGAGCAGCGGCAGCAUGCGCGUGUCCAGCUCCACCAGCAGCCUGGCCUCCAGCGGCAGCCUGUCCGACAGCGGCAAGCUGGGCCCCGACGUCCGCACCAAGAUCUCCGACAAAGCCAAGCACAGCCAGCAGGCCGGCGCCGCGGCCGAGUACAAACCCAGGCCCUUCAUGGGCGUCACCGACAAGACGGCUCGCUUCCAGCAGCAGCAGCAGCAGCAGCAGCAGCAGCAGCAGCAGCAGCAGCAGCACAUGCUGCACAGCCACCCCAGCCUGCAGGCCGUCGGCCGCAGCUGGCUCAACCACUCCUCCGACGGCCUGGUGGGCCACAUGUCCGCCAUGAGCCUGCAGCCCGUCGACUGCGAGCUGUCCUACGGCAAACCGGCGAGCGCGUACCAGGAGCAGCACAAACCGCCGCCGCCGCCUCAGGCCAUGGCCAUGAGCAGCCUACAGAACGGCAUGCACGCCAAGGAGUUCGCCGAGAAGUUCUGCCAAGCCGCCAACUGUUACAAAGAGUCCAAGCCGGCGCUGGCCAUGCCGCACGCCUUCAUGGACGGCAAGCCCAAGCAGCCGGGCCUCGGCCGAGAGAAUCCCGCCCUCCACGUAGCUUCAAUGAAACCAAAGCGAUCCUUUAUAGAGUCCAAUGUGUAGAGAUCUUCUGACAGAAACAGACCUGGAGCGAGAACAUCUUGUUGAAUUAGGUUUUUUUUUUUGUUUUUUUUGUUAUAUUGUUUUUAUUCCAACCAUCCCCGACAGACGACACUCUCACUCCGAAGCCUCGUAUGAAGUACAGUUCGCGAGCGGUUCGAUUCUCCCCGUGAAUUCAGCCACCGAGCGACGUCCGGACAGCGCCCGGCUCCGCGCCGCCGGCUUUCUGUUACACGACACCACGUCCGCCGUCGUUCAGCCAAGCUGGAGACAUUGCACUGAAGGAAAGUAUUUUGGACAUGAAGCGGACAAUCGGUGACAGGAAGCACUUUACACACAGCCGGGCCGCGGCGGCGCUUCGUCGUCACACUCAGUUACAGCAGGUUGUAGUUAUUAGUUGUGCAGUUUGAACUGUGUUCAUUACGUCCAUGGUGCUGAGAUUAGAAGGAGGAAGUUGAAGGGACGGUCAUUCCUGUGUUCAACGAAGGAUGUUCUAGAUCCUCGAGCUGUGUAUAUUCUAUAAAUAUGUACUUUCCCUUCUUUUACGUGAAGGUCCGUGUUAAGUGUAUUGACAAGUCCAGACUUGUGUGUUUUGAGUUUUAGGCACAAUGUUGUUCAAAUGGUGUUAAAAAGGUUCUAAAACAAACAUUUGUUAAAUAUAUUUGUACAUUAUAUAAAUCACCAUUAACACUGAAUUUCUUUUCUGUAUCUGCUUGUCGUUGCUGUCUAGUUUAAUUUAUUUACAGCGCCAAUGGCUUGGUUAAUUGUAAAAGCAAUAUAUUUUAUAUAGUUAUUUUUGCACAGCUACUAAGACAUUUUAUGAUUCUCAAUAACGUUGAGAUUUAAGUGCAUGCUACAAUUGCAGUUUGUAUUACAGAGUAAAAAAAAAAAAAUCUAUAAAAGCAGAAAUGGUUUUGGGGCACAGUGCCAUCGGCUCUAUUUUAUUAUGUACGUUAAAUGCAAUUGUCGCCAUGUUUUCAGUAUUGUGAGCUUUAUUAGCUGUUAUCACAUACUGUAAUAGAUCAUUACUGCCAUAGCCACCACAGGAGAGCAAAAUAAAGACCCACCGAGGAAAAAGC
Messenger RNA from Salarias fasciatus (jewelled blenny), 7026 nucleotides. It is a transcript of the gene tanc1b, whose product is annotated as tetratricopeptide repeat, ankyrin repeat and coiled-coil containing 1b. The record is from RefSeq and is a predicted model, not a curated record. The coding region runs from base 164 to 5950 and encodes 1928 amino acids. Gene Ontology annotation, molecular function: protein binding. Lineage: Eukaryota; Metazoa; Chordata; Actinopteri; Blenniiformes; Blenniidae. The transcript is spliced from 26 exons.